AACUGAAUACAAUAAUUUGUAUGGCUUGUGAUACAUACUCCAGGAAUAAAAUAAAGAUAAUGUCUAAUUGAUGCAGCAUUUUUUACAUUUUACAUAUAGUUCCCUUCUUCUUUUUUAUCAGUGUCAUCAAUGGUCAUCAAUGUAUUUCUCAAUCAUAACAUAACCUCGUGAACAUUUGUUAUGGAAGGACUUCUCCGCCCGGCACGCAACCAAAGACGCAACUACGAAAUACACGCACCCACACACACAGACGCAAAUGCCAUUGCAAAGGUAUAUCGCACACAUGUCCAGAGAGGCGCGAACUCACUUCGAGACAAGAGAAAUUUCACCCCGGAAUAAGCGAAAAUUAACCGUGUUGAUUUAUUUUCGUGCUAUUACGUGAGGAUCCUCGUGAUAACGAGUUAAAACUUGAAACAUGGUUUUAUACGUUUCGCGUAAUGGUCAAAAAACAAUCUUUUGGAUGGGUUGUGCAUGCGUCAGUGCUUACGUUGCUUAUCGUUACUGGAGAAAACGCGAAUUCAAGGCGAUCGACGAAGGAUUCGAGGAGAUCUCAAAGAUCGAUGACAGCAAUGAACGAAGAGUUUUGCUUUUGGGCCUGGAUGGCGCUGGAAAAACGUCCGUGAUGAAUCAAGCAGUUGCAGCUGAUGCUCAUGGCAAUUCUUAUAAAAUACCUCCAGCUCCAACUCAUGGAUUUGCUGUCUACAGAUUGAAGAAUGGUCCCUACACUUAUAACGUCUGGGAAUUCGGAGGAGCGGAAGACACAAGGACUUACUGGAGUAAUUUUUUACAAGAUACCGAUCUCCUGAUAUUCAUGGUAGAUGCAUCGAAUGCUACAAAAUUGUCAUUAGCAGUUUCGACUCUCAAAGAACUUUUGGGUGAUCAAAGAAUGGACAAUGUUCCAAUUCUUGUUGUGGCAAACAAACAGGAUGAACAAAAUGCCUUGAGACUGGAGCAGGUAAAAGAUGCUCUCGAUCUUCGAAGUAUUUCACCACACAAGCACAAGGUUGAGGUAAUAGGCUGUCAGACUCGACCAUUACCAGAAACAGCACUAAGCCAGUCAGAGUACAAUUGGCAUCAUUCAUCAGUCGAUGAACUCAGAAAGAAAAUAUUUUCACUUGCUGUACCAUCAUAGGCGAUCCCAUGUCCUAAAAUCUCGACACGACUAAGGAUAAAGAAAAUAACGAAAGAAAAAAGAAAACAAAAAAUUAUAAUGAUCUAUUCUUUCUAAUUUAUUACAACGAAAUGAACGCGGAAGGGCCUUAAGACAAACGGAAACAGAGUCACGCUUGUUAAGAGCAAAAAAAACCCACCUCGUUAUUAAUUUAUAUUAAAAAAAAUUAAAUCGUAAGAUUGAAAAAAACAUACUUUAUAUCUGUAAUGAAUCAUUAAAUCAGAAAAGGUUCUACAUAA
Venturia canescens is the source of this 1410-nucleotide messenger RNA. Its product is annotated as ADP-ribosylation factor-like protein 3. NCBI's taxonomy places the organism in Eukaryota, Metazoa, Arthropoda, Insecta, Hymenoptera, Ichneumonidae. The coding region runs from base 416 to 1132 and encodes 238 amino acids. The record is from RefSeq and is a predicted model, not a curated record. The transcript is spliced from 4 exons. Gene Ontology annotation, molecular function: GTP binding; GTPase activity.